This is a messenger RNA of Racocetra fulgida, 4747 nucleotides long. Lineage: Eukaryota; Fungi; Glomeromycota; Glomeromycetes; Diversisporales; Gigasporaceae. The record is from the annotation of a GenBank genome assembly.
AUGGCACCUAACAGUCAAAAAUUUCCGAAUAGUUCAGCACUUGAAGAAAUUGAACUAGAUGUACCUUUACCACCACCUGCACAAAAUGGCAAAACAUUUGUGAAAACGCUUACAUUCACCGCUACGGAGGUCACUUUCUCAUGUCAGGUUCAAACUAGCCAAAAUAGUAACAGGAUUUUUCGAUCGGAGGAUCCGGACAAAUUUUUGAUGACCGAUUUUCAGAAAUUGCGUUUCGAUAAUAACCAGUCUACAUCGGAAUAUAUAAUCAGAGUUCUUACAGCGGGUAUUCUUUUAAAUGGCAAACGAUAUCAUUAUUUUGGACAAAGUAAUUCACAUUUGAAAGAGAGAAAAUGCUUAUUACUUCAAGCAAGCGAACAAGAAAUCCAGAAAAAGCUUAAUGACUUUGGUGAUUGGUCUAAAUUUACAAACGUUGCCAAGCUAGCAAAGAGAAUAGGUCUAUUAUUUACAUCUGGAGAAAGAGUACUUGAAUUGCCUUCUGAAAAGUAUGACAAUAUCGACGAUAUUGAACGGAAUAAUUUUAACUUUACUGACGGAUGUGGAUUUGUUUCUAAAUCUCUAAUAAAAAAAAUAGCAAAAGAAAUGGAUCUUGAAUUUCAAGAUAAACGUCAUUAUCCUAGUGUUAUUCAAAUCCGUUAUCAAGGAUUCAAAGGAAUACUUUUACUAGGAAGUCAUCUUAAAGGAACAAAUAAAGAUUGUGAGUUUCGAAAAUCUAUGAAAAAAUUUAAUUACAAGGGUCCAAAUGACUUUUGUGUGGUUGAUUACUCCAAACCAUAUACUUUCGGACGGUUAAAUACUCAAAUAAUAAUGCUUCUAUCAUCACUCGGGGUCCCCGAUGACGUAUUUUUAAAAAAACAAGAUGAACAUUUUGAACGAUUAGAUUUAAUGUUUAAGGAAUUGCCUGUUGCAUUUGAAUAUCUCUUGACUAAAGGGGAAUUAGAACUUGCGCAAGAUCUAAUUGAGAAUGGCUUCACGAAAGACAUAAAUCAUUUCCUCAAAAAGUCAUAUAGAUAUGAAUUUGAAACAUCUUCAAAGAAAAAAAAAGGUUCUAGCGGUGACGACACUGAUCAAGAAAAAUUACGCAUGAUAGUAAAAAAUUCACGUCUAGUGUUUGCUGCGUCAGAUCCUACCAAAAAAUUGAAACCAGACGAAUGCUUCUUUAGACCAACUAUCGAAAACAAACCGAAAACCAUCGUUGGUCCUAUAUUUUGUGUCCGUAAUCCAUGUUACCAUGCCGGGGAUAUAGUGGUACUUAAAGCGGUGCAUGUUCCUGAAUGUGAAGAUAUUGUUGAUGUUUUGUUAUUUUCUGUAAAUGGUGACAUACCCACUGCACACCGGUCCGCAGGAGGUGAUCUGGAUGGUGACAAGUUUUUCACAUGUUGGGAUCAAGACCUCAUGCCGCCGAAGACUGUUGAGUCAUAUGGCUAUCCCGGAGGAAAAGAUCCUUUACCAAAAAAAAUUCAACGCAUUGAUCUAAUAAAGCAUUUUGCUAAAUAUUCAAAUGCAGGUGUUUCUCGCUGUGCCAAUCUGUUUACGAAGUGGGCUGAUGCAAAAGGACCUAGUUGUGAAGAAUGUAAAGAAAUAAACAAAUUGUUUUCGCUUGCUAUAGACGGUCAGUCAGUGAAGAUUUCCGAUAUUUUGCAACGGCCUCCUGAAGUUACUGAACAAGUUCUUCAAAGUAGAAUAUGGAAUAAACUUGUAACGGCUGCAGAAAGAAAGCGAGAGGAAAAGCGACAAAAUAUUUCAGAAAGUUUCACAGAAGAUCUUAGUAAUCAACGUAUAGUAGAUCCAGAAGAAUUGCGCGAAUUUCUAGGUGAAGGUCGCUAUGAUAUAACAGACUAUGACAUGUUGUGUAUUCUCAUGAAAUGGUGUAAAGCAAAUAAUUUAAAACUUGACGAGUUUCUUUGUUACAUAAAUUUCUCUUCAUUCAACGCGGGUGAAAAAUGUUUAGUAUCUGAUUUGAUCCCUAAUCAUUUUCUGUUUAACGGGUUACAUAUGUCACAUAUCGUAAAAAUAAUGCAAAUGCGCGAUUUUAAUUUUGGGGACGCAAACCAUCACUGGAAACUAUUUCAUCAGAAUAAUGGGAAUUCAUUAUCAAACAACCUAAUCUCUGAUCUUUCGAAAGCCGCCACAAACUUUCAUCGAGUCUUUGUCGCUCUCAAAUUUGAUCAUGAGCUCAUCAUUUGCAUCACUUUACAUGGCAGAUUUGAACCUGAUUCUGAAAACGACGCUAAUGGCAAGAUUAAUGUCUAUGGUUUCAAUCAAAGUGGAACCAUUCAGAAACUUAAGUCUUGUUUAGAAAAUUAUAAGCUUUAUUACAACGAAGAACAUUUUCAGCUUUAUGUAACAAACAAACGAAACACAUUUGUUUGGAUUGGUACUCCAAAACGACGAGAAACCAGUGUGGUCUCGCUUAAUGAACUUUAUGUCAAUUCUUCGAUAAGCGUUGCUAUUGAUAAGCUAUGUCAUAAAACCGCAAGAAUAACUAGUAAGAUUCAAAAAAAGAAUGUGUGUGAAUCUGAAAUCUAUGUAGUAAGUAAUCGUGACGAGUUGCAAGUAAAAUACCAAGCGGUUAACCCUGACUACACGGCAGAAGAAGAGCAAGUGGAUAUUGAUGCAGAUUAUAAUCCAGCAGAUCCAAAUAAUCCAGAUGAUCAAGAUGUUCAUUUAUUGUCCCUUGAUCCUGUUAAAAAUUUCACAAAUGAUUUUGAGGAAUUAAUGAAAAGAAUGGAAUGCUGGAAUAAGUAUGGUGUAUAUGAUAAAAUCUUUAUUGCUUAUAGGAAAUAUUUAGAAACAAUCAGUUCUAUACUUGAUCGUCAAAAAUUAGAAAGAUUAGCUAAAUUUUCAGCAGGAAAUCCAAUUUUACAUAUUCCAUUAGUGGAAUUUAUAAUAAAAAAAAAUUCACCAGAACAAAAUUCAGAAAUUUCAAGCGGAAUUUUGAUCAGUUUAAUUGGAACUUGCCUGAAAGCAGGCGAUUACUUAGAUGGUUCAUUGAUAAUGAAAAAAGUAGUAGAGUUAAUUUUAUGCUCAACUACUCUGUCAAUGUUUCAAGUUUUUGAGAUAUUUACAUAUAUAAUUUUUGAUUACUCAUCCUCUGAAAUAGCGUUGGAACAUUUGGAAUCUUUGGCCGAAAUUAUAGAGCAAAAAUUACAAUCUUCUACAGAAGAUACUACUUCGGGAAUAGCAAUCAAUUAUUUUAUGAAACAAGUUAAAAUUUUAUGCGUCCAAACGUUAGAAGAGCUCAUUUCUGGUGAUUAUAAAGCUACUAAAAAUCGAUAUCGGGCACGUUCAAGCAAAGAAAAAUUCAGUCUUAUGUCGAUAGGACCAGUGCCAAUCAAAGUCCGACCAGGUGACCUCAUACUACUUAAACGUCUAAAUCGUAAAUCAAAAGAACUUAUAUCUGUUAUACGUGCAGUUGUUUUAUCUACUGAAUCAGGAAUACGUAUAGAGGUAUCGUGGGUUCCUAGGGAUAUGGAGAUAGCAACUUGGAAAUUAAUUCCAGUUGGAAAUAUAAUUGGAUUUAAACAUUCAAUGAAUGCAAUCAAAGAACUAUAUCCAACCCAAGAUGAGGAAGUAUCUAAACUUUUGGAAAUUAUAUUUGAACCAGAAAAGUUUACUACAACUGACACAGAAUCAUCAAUAGCAUCUCAUAAUGAUAAUCUAGAACUUAAUGACAGUCAAAAAAUAGCUAUUAAACAGGCCAAAAUUGGACCUUUUACACUCUGGCAAGGUCCCGCAGGAACUGGAAAAACAAAGAGCAUUUUUCAUCUAAUAUUACAACUUCUUAAUAGUAAUCCAGAUAAACCUAUUCUAGUAACAGCAGCUACUAAUGCUGCAGUAGAUAAUGUUGCCUUACUUUUAGUUAAGCGUGGAGGAAUUGAUAUAGUUCGUAUUGGUGACAUUAAUUCUAUUCAUAAUGAAUUACUUCCCAUUACUCUUGAAGUUGGAUUAGAUGGGACACCUAAAAAAAUUCAUUCUAAAGAUUCUAAGAAAAAGCUUAAAGAAGCCAAAGUUGUUUUUGCAACCUGUGUUGGGUGCGGUACAAUUCUCUUGGAAAAGUUCGAAUUUUGUUUUAUUAUUGUAGAUGAAGCCUCACAAGUAUCUGAGCCAAUUUGUCUUAUUCCGUUAGCAAAAAAAUGUGACCGUUUUCUAUUAGUUGGUGAUCAUAAGCAACUGCCACCAUUUUGCUUACCGAAAGCUAAGGAAGUCGGAUAUUCAAUUUCAAUGUUUGAACGAAUGAUUGAAAAAUCAUAUCCACACUACUUACUUGACACUCAGUACCAUAUGCAUCCCGGAAUUUCUCAAUUUCCAAAUCAAAAAUUUUACGACAAAAAAUUAAAAGAUGGUGUGAAAGAGGAACAAAGACCCUUGAUAAAUGGAUUCACGUGGCCAAAUCCAGCUAUUCCAGUAUCAUUUGUUCAAGUUUCUGGAAAAGAAUUGUCUUUGAAAAGUUCAAAAUAUAACUCGGAAGAAGUCAAUAAUUUAGUCAGCAAAAUGAAAUUUAUAGUAGAUUCUGGGGGAGCGACUCCCCAGGAAAUUGGUAUCAUUAGUUUGUAUAGUGCUCAAUUGGAAACAGUGAACAACGCGUUAAAAGACUGUAAAAACGAAUCUUUUCAAAAGAUUGAAGUAAAAACUGCCGAUGGGUUUCAGGGACGAGAGAAGGAACUGAUACUUAUCACUUGUGUCCGUUGUAAUGAAAACGAAAGAAUUGGAUUUUUGGAUGAUGAAC